Carlito syrichta (Philippine tarsier) is the source of this 1212-nucleotide messenger RNA. RefSeq names its product zinc finger protein 658B-like. Lineage: Eukaryota; Metazoa; Chordata; Mammalia; Primates; Tarsiidae. Gene Ontology annotation, biological process: regulation of transcription by RNA polymerase II. The transcript is spliced from 2 exons. The record is from RefSeq and is a predicted model, not a curated record. The annotation marks the transcript as partial. Gene Ontology annotation, molecular function: DNA-binding transcription factor activity; RNA polymerase II cis-regulatory region sequence-specific DNA binding.
CAUCAGAGAGUUCACACAGGGGAGAAACCCUAUGAAUGUAAUGAUUGUGGGAAAACAUUCUCCCACAAGUCACACCUUAAUGCACACCAGAGGACUCACACAGGGGAGAAACCCUAUGAAUGUAAUGAAUGUGGGAAAACUUUCUCUGAUAAGUCAUAUGUUAGAGCACAUCAGAGAGUUCACACAGGGGAGAAACCCUAUGAAUGUAAUAUAUGUGGGAAACCAUUUGCCCUUAACUCAUCCCUUAGAGUGCAUCAGAGAAUUCACACAGGUGUGAAAUCCUUUGGAUGUAAUGAAUGUGGGAAAACCUUCUCCCAGAAGUCACACCUUAGUGCACACCAGAGGACUCACACAGGGGAGAAACCCUAUGAAUGUAAUGAAUGUGGGAAGACUUUCUCCCGGAAAUCACACCUCAAUACACACCAGAGGACUCACACAGGGGAGAAACCGUAUGAAUGUAAUGAAUGUGGGAAGACUUUCUCCCAGAAGUCAUACCUUAGUGCUCACCAGAGGACUCACACAGGGCAGAAACCCUAUGAAUGUAAUGAAUGUGGGAAAACUUUCUCCUGGAAGUCACAUCUUAGUGCACACCAGAGGACUCACACAGGAGAGAAACCCUUUGAAUGUAAUAUAUGUGGGAAACCAUUUGCCCUUAACUCAUCCCUUAGAGUGCAUCAGAGAAUUCACACAGGUGUGAAAUCCUAUGAAUGUAACGAAUGUGGGAAAACUUUCUCCCGGAGGUCACACCUUAGUGCUCACCAGAGGACUCACACAGGGCAGAAACCCUAUGAAUGUAAUGAAUGUGGGAAAACUUUCUCCCAGAAGUCACACCUUAGUGCACACCAGAGGACUCACACAGGGGAGAAACCCUUUGAAUGUAAUAUAUGUGGGAAACCAUUUGCCCUUAACUCAUCUCUUAGAGUGCAUCAGAGAAUUCACACAGGUGUGAAAUCCUGUGGAUGUAAUGAAUGUGGGAAAACUUUCUCCCGGAAGUCACACCUUAGUGCACACCAGAGGACUCACACAGGGGAGAAACCCUAUGAAUGUAAUGAAUGUGGGAAAGGUUUUGCCCAAAUUUCAACUCUCAGAGUACACCAGAGAAUUCACACAGGGGAGAAACCCUAUGAAUGUGGUGAGUGUGGGAAAAUUUUUGUUCAUAAAGCAGCUCUUAGAGUACAUCACAUCAGAAUGCAUACCAGAGAGAAACCCUAA